This is a messenger RNA of Leptosomus discolor (cuckoo roller), 1223 nucleotides long. The record is from RefSeq and is a predicted model, not a curated record. NCBI's taxonomy places the organism in Eukaryota, Metazoa, Chordata, Aves, Leptosomiformes, Leptosomidae.
CCUGAAAGGAUAGAUCCCAGCGCAUCCAGGCAAGGCUACGACGUCCGCUCAGAUGUCUGGAGCUUGGGAAUUACAUUGUAUGAGCUGGCGACUGGGCGAUUCCCCUACCCCAAGUGGAACAGUGUGUUUGACCAGUUGACACAAGUGGUAAAAGGAGACCCACCGCAGCUGAGUAACUCAGAGGAAAGGGAGUUCUCCCCAAGUUUCAUCAACUUCGUCAACUUGUGCCUUACAAAGGACGAGUCCAAAAGGCCAAAGUAUAAAGAGCUUCUGAAACAUCCCUUCAUCCUGAUGUAUGAGGAACGCACAGUGGAUGUUGCAUGCUAUGUUUGUAAAAUCCUGGAUCAAAUGCCAGCAACUCCCAGCUCUCCCAUGUACGUCGAUUGAUAUUGCUGCUACAUCAAACUCUAGAAAAAGGGCUGAGAGAAAACAAGCUGUAAAGAAUUUUCAUCACAUGUUGCAGUGUUUUUAAUGCUCGCCCAGACACCAUGUGCAAUAAUAUUGGUGUUAUUUCCAUCCUGUCUGUAUACUGUUGUCACAUAUAAAGUGCAUCCCUGUAAUACCUGAUCACACAGUGUUAGUGCUGGUCAAAGAGAGACCUCAUCUUGCUCUUUUGUGGACAUAUUCAUGAAAUGUGGAAAUAAGUACAUUUAUUUGUUGACUGUGAUUGGAUAGCACCUAAAAUUAAUUCGUAGACUCAAAACUUGGAGACUUCUCAGCAGCUACUGGAAAGAUUUUUCUCUCAAACUCUUCCAAUUGUUUCAAGUAAUAAUAAAAAGCAAACAAACAAAAGUUAGGCGUUGUCUGUCUGAACCUUAAGAGACUUUGCCUGGAGGGAGAAGAACUUGCUUAACCAACGAGAUGCUUUGCCUUCUGGAGCUAGAAAGGCAAAGGAGAAUUUUAUUCUUCACAAAGUGCAAUAGAUUUACUGCUAUGAAAUUCUGUUGCUUUACAGUCGCAGUGUACUUUUCUGGGGACAGUGUGCUCAGCUGAACUUCCUGUUAAAGAGAGAUCAUGUUAAAUAUAGUGAAUAUGUCUUUACCAAAAAUAUGUUGCGUUGAAAGAGGCUAACAUUAAACUGUUCAGAGAUGGGACAUAAUGUAUUCUUUCUCCUUUUACCAAGCCAGCCACUCUUCACUCUUAACUAGGUGUCCUAUAAAUUGUUACCUGGUAAGAUAAGACCUUUGACCUGAAGAAUUAUUAAACUACUCGAUUGAAUUUAA